This is a messenger RNA of Nerophis lumbriciformis (worm pipefish), 1008 nucleotides long. NCBI's taxonomy places the organism in Eukaryota, Metazoa, Chordata, Actinopteri, Syngnathiformes, Syngnathidae. The record is from RefSeq and is a predicted model, not a curated record.
AUGUCGAGGGCUGCGGAAAGACUUCGGAUAAUGAUCGGUCAUCUUGAUCGGUCCUCCGAGCCUGUCCUCCUUAAGGCAACACCAACGUCUGCUCAAACCGCCACAAUUUACCCUCCCACAUUAAAAUACACCCUCGAUAACAGCUUAUUGAAGCCUGAAGACAGGCUCUUCUACGAGCAAAACGGAUACUUUGUCGUGAAGAAUCUGGUUUCUGAUGACGACAUCGAUUUAUUCAGGAAGGAAUUUGAGCGCAUUUGCCAACGAAAAGUCACCGUUCCCGGUCUGGUGGUGAUGAGAGACGUCGCCAUUGCCAAAUCGGAGUUUGUUCCAGAUCAGAAAGCAGUCACUAAACUUCAAGACUUCCAGGAGGAUCCUGAACUCUUCCGUUAUUGCGCUUUACCACAGAUCUUGAAGUAUGUAGAGUGUUUCACGGGCCCGAACAUCAUGGCAAUGCACACCAUGCUCAUCAACAAGCCUCCCGAUACAGGAAAAAAAACGUCCCGCCAUCCGAUGCAUCAGGACCUGCAUUACUUCCCGUUCCGGCCGGCUGACCGCAUCGUCUGUGCCUGGACGGCCUUGGAACGGGUGAACAGGCAGAAUGGCUGCCUUGUGGUCUUGCCUGGAACUCAUACAGGCACGCUGAAGGAGCAUGACUAUCCAGAAUGGGAGGGUGGCGUAAACAAAAUGUACCACGGCGUGCGUGACUACAACCCAGAACAUCCCAGAGUGCACCUAGAGAUGGAAAAGGGCGACACAGUCUUCUUCCACCCAUUGCUGAUCCACGGUUCUGGAAUGAAUCAGACACAAGGAUUCCGGAAGGCCAUCUCCUGCCAUUAUGCGAGCUCUGACUGCUAUUACAUUGAAGUAAAGGGAACUACGCAGGAAAACAUUGAGAAGGAGGUGAAGGAAAUUGCAUCCAGGAUGUACCCAAAUGCUACAGAGAUAACCUUCCAGGACACAUGGGCUUUUCGAGGCCGACUGGUGCAAGGAGAAAGACGCGGACUUUGA